This is a messenger RNA of Xiphophorus maculatus (southern platyfish), 2609 nucleotides long. RefSeq names its product structure specific recognition protein 1 (gene ssrp1a). Gene Ontology annotation, molecular function: nucleosome binding; DNA binding; histone binding. The transcript has 19 exons. Gene Ontology annotation, cellular component: FACT complex; nucleus. Bases 108 to 2240 code for a protein of 710 amino acids. Lineage: Eukaryota; Metazoa; Chordata; Actinopteri; Cyprinodontiformes; Poeciliidae. The record is from RefSeq and is a predicted model, not a curated record.
UACAAACACCGCUUGCCACUUCCUGUGACGUAGCGCUAGCUCCUGAUGCUACACGCGGGAAACAGAGGUUCGUCAGUGAUUAGCAUCAGUCAUCGCCUGCAGCCAACAUGGGGGACAUGCUGGAGUUCAACGAGAUCUAUCAGGAGGUCAAAGGCUCAUGGAAUGACGGACGGCUGCGUUUCAGCAAACAGAAUGUGGUUUAUAAGAACAACAAGACUGGGAAGGUGGACAGCAUCCCGGCCGGAGAGCUCAACCAGGCGCAGUGGAGGCGCGUGUGUUUAGGCCACGGCAUCAAACUCGGCACCAGCACGGGGCACGUCUACAAAUAUGACGGCUUCAGGGACACGGACUUUGAGAAGCUAUCAGAGUUUUUCAAGUUGAACUACAAGAUGGACUUGUCAGAGAAGGACAUGUCUGUGAAGGGCUGGAACUGGGGGACGGCCAAGUUCUCAGGACCGCUGCUGUCGUUUGAUAUCAACGACCACACAGCGUUCGAGAUCCCUCUGUCCAACGUUUCCCAGUGUGCCACUGGGAAGAACGAAGUCACACUGGAGUUCCACCAGAACGACGACACCGAGGUUUCUCUCAUGGAGGUCCGAUUCUACGUCCCGCCCAGUCAGACUGACGAACGACAAGACCCUGUGGAGGCGUUUGCCCAGAACGUUUUGUCAAAGGCUGAUGUCAUUCAGGCCACAGGAGACGCUGUUUGUAUCUUCAAGGAGCUUCAGUGUCUCACGCCCAGAGGAAGAUAUGAUAUUCGGAUCUAUCCGACAUUCCUCCACUUGCACGGUAAAACUUUCGACUACAAGAUUCCCUACACCACCGUGCUGCGACUCUUCCUGCUGCCUCACAAGGAUCAGCGGCAGAUGUUCUUUGUGAUCAGUCUGGAUCCUCCCAUCAAGCAGGGUCAGACGCGUUAUCACUUCCUCAUUCUGCUUUUUUCUAAGGAAGAGGAUAUCAACCUAACCCUCAACAUGAGCGAGGAGGAUGUGGAAAAACGCUUCGAGGGCAAACUCAGUAAAAACAUGUCUGGGUCUCUUUAUGAGAUGGUCAGCAGGGUGAUGAAGGCCCUGGUCAACCGCAAAAUCACUGUGCCUGGAAACUUCCAAGGCCACUCUGGCGCUCAGUGCAUCACCUGCUCCUACAAGGCGUCUUCAGGCCUCCUCUACCCUCUGGAAAGGGGCUUCAUCUACGUCCACAAGCCCCCGGUUCACCUGCGCUUUGAGGAAAUCUCCUGCGUCAACUUCGCCAGAGGCACCACCACGACGCGGUCCUUUGACUUUGAGAUCGAGACCAAGCAAGGAAACCAGUACACGUUCAGCAGCAUCGAGAGGGAGGAAUAUGGCAAACUGUUUGACUUUGUUAAUGCCAAGAAGCUCAACAUCAAGAACAGAGGCUUCAAAGAGAAGAAGGGCAUGAAGGGCAAAAUCGAUGAGUACAGCGACUCUGACGAAGACCAGCACGAUGCCUACCUGGAGAGGAUGAAGGCUGAGGGAAAGAUCCGGGAGGAGGGCAACGACAGUGACGAUUCAGACGGAAGUGGAAGCGACGAGUCUUUCAACCCUGGAGAGGAAGAUGAGGAAAUUGCAGAAGAGUAUGACAGCAAUGCUUCUGCCAGCGACAGCAGCGACGAAGGAGAUGAUAGCGAAGACGAGAGCGCAAAGAAAAAGGCCAAAAAAGCCAAAGUUGUGAAAGAGAAAAAGGAAAGAAAACCACGCAAAGAGAAGAAGCAGAAGGACAAAGCCGGCCCCAAGAGGCCGAUGAGCGCCUACAUGCUGUGGCUAAACUCCAGCCGCGAGCGCAUCAAGUCGGAGAACCCCGGCAUCUCCAUCACAGAGAUAUCCAAGAAGGCCGGAGAGAUGUGGAGACAGCUGAACAAAGACGAGAAGGAGGAAUGGGAAACAAAAGCAGGGGAGGCAAAGAGGCAAUAUGACAAAUUAAAGAAGGAAUACAAAGAAAGCGGAGGAGGAUCGACCUCCAGUCCCAGGAAAGAGAAGAGAAAAUCUGGUGGAAAAAAGGAUGAGAAGAAGAGAAAGUCCAGCGGUGGAGAGAAAGAAAAGGAACGAGGAGGAAACGACAGCUUCAAGAGCCGAGAGUUCAUUGAGACCAGCGACGAUAGUUCCUCCGACUCCGACCACAAGAGCAAAUCCAAGAAGAAGAGGAAGAAGAAGGAGUCAGAGGAGGAAGAGGAGGAGGAAGCUGUAUCCACUCCUGCCAGCUCAGAGGAAGAGUCUGACUGAAGAGACACUGAUCACACCCACAGACCCAGGACCAACUGUUUUUACCGUUGAUUUCAAACCAAUCAACAAACUUGAGUUGUACCUUUUUCUUCAGCACAUUUAAUUUUAAAAGUACAAUCACGUACUUUGUGACUACGUCUGGAAACCAAUCUGCGCUGAUAUUUGAGCUCGUCUCCUCCUGACAGCUCGGUGAAAUAAUGAGAUAGUUGAACCUAUGGGAAUGUUUGUUAGCUGCAUAGCACCGAGGAUUGUAGGAGUUAUUAGCUUUUCAAUGUAAAGGGGGAUCAAUUUUUGUUCCUCUUGUGUAGUGCUCUUUAAAAAAUGUCUUUUUUGUUGUUUUCAGGUCAAAAUAAAUGCAGAAUUUUUCAA